This is a messenger RNA of Labeo rohita (rohu), 4681 nucleotides long. It is a transcript of the gene dvl1b, whose product is annotated as dishevelled segment polarity protein 1b. Gene Ontology annotation, cellular component: cytosol. The transcript is spliced from 15 exons. Lineage: Eukaryota; Metazoa; Chordata; Actinopteri; Cypriniformes; Cyprinidae. Gene Ontology annotation, molecular function: frizzled binding. Bases 239 to 2659 code for a protein of 806 amino acids. The record is from RefSeq and is a predicted model, not a curated record. Gene Ontology annotation, biological process: intracellular signal transduction; canonical Wnt signaling pathway.
GGACUAAGUGUGCAUGGCUUCUGUCUAGCACACGAUGGCAGCACUGCGCAGAAGAACGGCUCGGAUAUUCCAGGCUGGUUCUCUCAAGGAUGUGAACCUUUCCUUCCUGUUUCGGUAACACAGGCAGCAAAACCUCCGCAUAGUGGGCUGCAAUAGACAUCUAUCAGGCCUCCAUAAUGGCUGUGUUCUUAGCCUUAGCGUUACAAAGUCGCUUAAUUCAUAGCUCCAAUCGCGCCAAAUGCGUGAUUGUAUUUAUUUAGCAUCCAUUAUUGUAGACAUUUUAUUUAUUGUCGCCGCACGUCUGUAUAGACAGCAUCAGGAACACGCGCUGUUCUCCGGCAAUUGUUCCCACCAUAUUCUCAUGGCGGAGACUAAAAUCAUUUACCAUAUAGACGAGGAGGAAACUCCUUAUUUGGUGAAACUGUCAGUAGCUCCAGAGAAGGUAACUUUGGCAGAUUUCAAAAAUGUCCUCAGCAACCGACCGGUCAACAGCUACAAAUUCUUCUUUAAAUCUAUGGAUCAAGAUUUUGGGGUUGUUAAAGAGGAAGUCUCUGACGAUAACGCCAAACUGCCUUGUUUCAACGGGAGAGUGGUGUCAUGGCUUGUGUUGGCUGAGAGCUCCCACACAGAUGGGAUGUCGGUAUGCACUGACAGUCAUACGGAGCUGCCCCCACCGCUGGAGAGGACUGGAGGCAUCGGAGACUCCAGACCCCCCUCAUUCCAUCGAAACAGUGGCGGUCGGAGUCGAACUGUUCACAGCUCAAUCAGGGCGGGUCUAAGUGCUAAUGCAGUGAACAGCAGAGACGGGCUGGACACAGAAACUGGAAGCGAGUCCGUUCUCCGCCACCGUCGAGAGCGGGAGCGAGAAAGGACCAGACGGAGGAGAGAUGAAUUCCCACGUGUGAAUGGUCACUCCAAAGCCGAGCGGGUGGUGAGGGACACAGCCAUGGCCUGUGACAGCGGCUCUAUGAUGAGCAGUGAGUUGGAGUCAAGCUCCUUCAUUGACAGCGAGGAGGAUGAGGAUGCUAGCAGGCUGAGUAGUUCCACAGAGCAAAGCUCUUCUUUUCAGUUAAUGAAGAGACACAAGCGCAGGCGCCGGCGACACAAAGUGGCUAAAAUCGACAGGUCAUCUUCCUUUAGCAGUAUCACAGAUUCAACCAUGAGCCUCAACAUCAUCACUGUUACCCUUAAUAUGGAGAAAUAUAACUUUCUCGGCAUCAGUAUAGUGGGCCAAAGUAACGAUAGAGGAGAUGGUGGCAUCUACAUCGGCUCUAUUAUGAAGGGAGGAGCGGUGGCAGCAGAUGGGAGGAUAGAGCCAGGCGACAUGCUGCUGCAGGUAAAUGAUGUGAAUUUUGAAAACAUGAGCAAUGAUGAUGCAGUCAGGAUCCUCAGAGAGAUUGUCUCAAAGAAUGGCCCCAUCAGUCUCACUGUUGCCAAAUGCUGGGACCCUUCGCCUCGCAGUUACUUUACAAUACCUAGAGGUCAGUAUACACAGACACAUUUCUUUCAGAUACGCAAACACCAUGCUCUGACUUGUUCUGCUUUUUUCUUUUCCAAAGCUGAACCAGUUAGACCUAUUGACCCGGCAGCAUGGAUUUCCCACACUACUGCACUUACAGGAUCUUACCCACAAAAUGAGUUUGACGACCUCCCUCUUACAGUGGGAAAGACAGACAUGGCCACUAUUGUAAAGGUGAUGCAGCUCCCAGACUCAGGACUAGAAAUAAGGGACAGAAUGUGGCUGAAGAUUACUAUAGCUAAUGCUGUUAUAGGAGGUGAUGUAGUGGACUGGCUGUACUCACGGGUCGAGGGAUUCAAAGACCGGCGGGAUGCCAGAAAAUACGCCAGCAGCCUGCUGAAACAUGGCUAUCUCAGACACACUGUCAACAAGAUCACCUUCUCUGAACAGUGUUACUACACAUUUGGAGAUCUCUGCCAAAAUAUGGCUACACUAAACUUGAAUGAGGGGUCGAGUGGUGCUGGAUCAGAGCAGGACACAUUGGCGCCUCUCCCCCCUCCGUCCACUAACCCAUGGCCCAUGGGCGGCCAGCCCUUCCCCUACCCACCCUUCUCCACAGCGCCCUCUGGGUUCCCUCCAGGAUAUUCCGACCCCUGCCACAGUUUCCACAGUGGCAGCGCAGGAAGUCAUCAUAGUGAGGGAAGUCGAAGCAGUAGUUCCAACCCUAGCGUUGGGAGGAGCCAGCGGCCUGUGCCGAGAGACAAGGACCGCAAAUCAGCAGGCAGCGGCGGCAGCGAAUCGGAUUCAGGCAACCGAGCAGGUGGGAGGCGGGUUGAGCGUUCAGCCAGCCAGUUGAGUCACCGUAGCCAUGCGCUGUCAUCUCGCAGCCACACUCAUUCCCGCGUCCCGUCCCAACACAGCCGCACGUCCUUCUCCUACAGCCACGCUCCUUUUUCAAAGUAUGGUCACACCUCUUGCGCACUCAGCGAACGGAGCCACGCCUCCUCUUACGGACCCCCAGGCCUGCCUCCUCCCUACAGCCUGGCCAGAUUGACCCCUAAGGGGGCUAUCAGCAGUGGGCCCCCAGGGGCCCCUCCAGUGAGGGAAAUAGGGGCCAUACCACCCGAACUCACCGCCAGUCGCCAGUCCUUCCAGCAUGCCAUGGGCAACCCUUGUGAGUUUUUUGUGGAUAUAAUGUAAUCUCAUGAACAAAUAAUAAAUAGCAGUACAAUGGAAUCCCACAAGAUGAGUGCCAUGAAUACACGCUCAACUUUUACCAACAGCAAAUGUGGCUGUGCUGUAGUUUCUGUGGAAGGAUCAGAUGUGUUAAUCAUGUGUUAAUCAUGUGUUGCGCAGAGGGCAAAUACCUGCAUACACUACUGUUCAAAAGUUUGGUGUCGGUAAAGAAAGAAGUAAUAUUGUAAAAUAUUAUUACGAAUUAAAAUAACUUUUUCUGUUUUAAUAUAUUUUAAAAUAUAAUUUAUUUCUGUGGUGGCAAAGCUGAAUUUUCAGCAGUCUCUCUAGACUCUAGUCUUCAGUGUCACAUGACCCUUCAGAAAUCAUUCUAAUACGGUGAUUUACUGCUCAAGAAGCUGCUGAAUGCUGAAAACAGUUGUGCUGCUUAAUAUUUUUGUGGAAACUGGUAUUUUUCGCCAGUGGGAUUCUUUGAUGAAUAUUACCAUUAAAUAUAAAUAAAAACAAGGUAGAAAUCUUUUGCAACAUUUUUUACUGUCGAACUGUUUAAUAUGGAAGCCCAUUUCUACCACUCAAUAAAAAAUAAAAAAGGUCAUUGCGAGUUUUUAUCUGAAAAUUCUGACUUUUUUUUCCCUCACAAUUGUGUUUACAUCUCACAAUUCUGACUUUUUUCUCAUAAUUGCAUGAUAUAAAUUUUUGCAAGAAAUAAAAUCAGAAUUGUAAGAAACUCUCGGAAUUGCGUAAUUGCGACUUUAUCUCAGAACUGUUGGUUUAAAUCACACAAUUCUGAGAUUUUUUUCAGAAUCAAGAUAAAAUCACAAUUCCAAGAAAAUAUCUUACAGAGUUUAUAUCUUACAGUUCUGAGAUAAAAAGUCAGAACUGCGAGAUAAACUCAGAAUUGUGAGAAAAAGUCAGAAUUCAGAAUUGCGUCUUUUUCUCAGAAUUGCGUGAUAUAAACUCACAGUUGUGAGAAAUGAAUUGUAGUUGUAAAUUGAAAAAUUGAAUUGUAAGGUAAAAACUGCAACCUUUUCUCAGAAUUGUUGGUUUAAAUUACGCAAUUCUGAUUUUUUUCUCAGAAUUGAGAUAAACUUGCAAUUCCAAGAAAAAAGUCAGAAUUCUGAGUUUAUUUCUCACAAUUCUGAGAAAAAAGGUCUGAACUGCAAGAUAAACUCAGAAUUGCGACUUUUUCUCAGAAUUGCGUGAUAUAAACUCACAAUUGCGAGAAAUAAAGUCAGAAUUGUAAGCUAAAAUCUUGGAAUUGUGAAAAAAAAAGUUAGAAUUCAGAAUUGUGACUUUCUCAGGAUUGCAAUAAACUCACAAUUCCAAGAAAAAAAAAGUCAGAAUUCUGAGUUCAUAUCUCACAAUUCUGAGAUAAAAAAGUCUAAACUGCGAGAUAAACUCAGAAUUGCAAGAAAAAAAGACAGACAAAGAUUCUGACUUAUUCUGAUUCCCAAUUCUGACUUUCUUUCUUAGAAAGUAUUGUUCAAAUCUCGCAAUACUGACUUUAUCACUCGCAACUGCAAGUACAUAUCACAAUUAUGAGAAAAAAAGUCAGAACUGCGAGUUUACAUUCUGACUUUAUAAUGCACAAUUACAAGUUUUGCAUUUUUUUUUUAAUCCAAAGUUUAUAUCUCGCAAUUCUGACCUUUUAGUAAAGUAUUACCAAUUUGAAUCUCGCAAUUACUGACCUUAUAACUCGCAACUGAAAGUUUAUAUCUCAUAAUUCUGAGAAAAAAAAGGCAGAUUUGCGAGAUAAACCUUAGAAUUGCGAGAAAAAAAGUCAGAAUUCAGAAUCGCAAUUUUUUCCUCAGAAUUGCAAGUUUAUAAUGUCAGAAUAGUGGGAUAUAAACACGCAAUUACAAGAAAUAAAGUCAGAACAAAGAUGCAAUUUUGGAAUUGCAAGAAAAGUCUAAAUUGUUUUUUCUCAGAAUUAAGAUAAACUCGCAAUUCCGAGAACUCAGAAUUCUGAGUUUAUAUCUCACAUUUCUGAGAUAAAACUGCUAAAUAAACUCAGAACUGCAAGAUAAA